Bufo bufo (common toad) is the source of this 2009-nucleotide messenger RNA. It is a transcript of the gene KLHL35, whose product is annotated as kelch like family member 35. The record is from RefSeq and is a predicted model, not a curated record. The transcript has 7 exons. NCBI's taxonomy places the organism in Eukaryota, Metazoa, Chordata, Amphibia, Anura, Bufonidae. Bases 103 to 1842 code for a protein of 579 amino acids. Gene Ontology annotation, molecular function: protein binding.
UCUUCUGUCCUGUGCCCGGCUCCACAGCAAGAAGCAUCUGUGUCAGGGCCAGACAUCCGGAGGAGAGCAAAACAAGGGCUUCAAGAGGUCAUCUAUGAGGAAAUGGAAUAUAAGACCUACCAUCUCGAAAACUCAAUUCAUGAGCCAAGGACAGAUAAGGUUCAGACAAGAUCGUGUGGUGGGGCAUGUCAUGCCAAGGAGAUAUUGCAGAACUUAAACAUUUACAGACAAAGUGGAAUUUUUACAGACGUGGUUCUCCUCAUAGAAGAUCAGAUGUUUCCUUGUCAUCGAGGUGUCUUGUCAGCCAAUAGUUCUUAUUUCCGAGCUAUGUUUGGUGGUAAACUCAAGGAGAGCAAUCUCAGUGUUGUGAAAAUUGAGAAAAUCUCAGCUCGAAUUAUGGGAGUUCUACUUGACUUCAUGUACGGUGGGAGUCCUAAGAUAGAAGAAGACAAUGUAGAGGACAUCUUGCAGGCUUCUGAUCUGCUUCACAUCUGCAGUCUUCGGGAUGAGUGUGUGAAAUUUCUUGACAGCCAACUAGACCCUUCCAAUUGUGUAGGCAUCAUGAAGUUUGCAGACAUGUUCUCCAUCAUUUCAUUGUCUGAGAAAAGCAAAAAGCUAAUGCUAGAAGGUUUUGAGGAGGUCUCCUGCCAUGAGGAGUUCUUAGAGUUGACUAAAGAGGAACUGAUUAGGUAUUUGUCUAAUGAUGACCUAGUGGUAAGCAAGGAAGAAACUGUCUUUGAAGCUGUCAUGAGAUGGGUGAGGGAAAAUAAAAGCCGAGGUAGAGCAGCUCUGAAGGAUCUUCUAGAAAACGUGAGAUUACCCUUGAUAGAUCCUGCUUACUUUUUGGAGAAGGUGGAAAUGGACAAGACCAUCCAAGAAUGUCCGGAGUGUUUUCCUCUACUUCAUGAGGCUCGGAGAUACCUUAUUCUGGGAAAUCCAUUGAAUUCCCUCAGAGUGAGACCGAGAAGGUUCAUGAAUUUGUCGGAAGCCAUAGUUAUCAUCGGUGGCUGCGAUAAAAAGGGUCUUCUCAAACUGCCCUUUACUGAAUGCUACCAUCCAAAGAGCGGGCAAUGGAUGACGCUCGCCAGUAUGCCGGGUUACACCAAGUCUGAGUUUGCGGCCACUACACUGAAGAACAAUGUCUAUAUCUCAGGGGGUCACAUUAACAGCAGUGACGUCUGGAUGCUCAGCACUCAGCUGAAUUCCUGGAUUAAGGUCGCUCCACUCCGCAAGGGCCGUUGGAGACACAAGAUGGCCGUCCUUCAUGGAGAGAUUUACGCUGUCGGUGGAUUUGACGGUGUGAAGCGGUUGUCCUCGGUGGAGCGGUACAACUCGUUCACUAACGCCUGGUCUCCGGUGAGCCCCAUGUUGGAAGCUGUGAGCUCGGCGGCGGCGGCGGUCUGCUGCAUGAACAGGCUGUACGUCAUCGGCGGAGCGGUGGAGGAUUCUGGGAACACGGAUAAGGUGCAGUGCUACGACCCCGAAGCUGAGGCCUGGACCUACAAGACGCCGGCGCCGUUCUCUCAGAGGUGCAUUAACGCUGUAGAGCUGGACGGCCUUGUGUACGUGGUCGGUGGUCUGCUGAGCACAAUCUUCAGCUACAACCCGGAGACAGACGUGUGGAGCGAAGUGGCGUCCCUGCCCGGAGCUCUGGAGAGCUGCGGCGUGGCGGUCUGUGGAGGUAAAAUGUACAUACUGGGCGGAAGGGAUCAAAAUGGCGAAGGAACGGAAAACGCUUUCGUAUUCGACCCCAAAACUGGGAAGGUGGAUGCGGAGCCCCCACUGCAGCGCUGCACCAGCUAUCAUGGCUGCGUCACCAUCUUGCACCGGCCGGCAGCGUGACUCUUGGGACCAUGAACUUUAUUUAAUAUUUUUGUACUUUUUCCGAUACUGUGAAUACUUGUAUGUGGAGACGUUCUGGUACGUGCAGCGUAUAGCGUGCAGCGUUUUUUUUCUGUGUGGUGUAGUGUCCGGAUAUGUAUGUUGUGCUGUGAGGAUCACAAAUGUUG